This is a messenger RNA of Cutaneotrichosporon cavernicola, 1566 nucleotides long. RefSeq lists its product as uncharacterized. Gene Ontology annotation, biological process: positive regulation of transcription by RNA polymerase II. The record is from RefSeq and is a predicted model, not a curated record. Gene Ontology annotation, molecular function: DNA-binding transcription factor activity; transcription cis-regulatory region binding. The transcript has 3 exons. NCBI's taxonomy places the organism in Eukaryota, Fungi, Basidiomycota, Tremellomycetes, Trichosporonales, Trichosporonaceae. Gene Ontology annotation, cellular component: nucleus. The coding region runs from base 1 to 1566 and encodes 521 amino acids.
AUGCAACCUGAGGCAUCGUCACAACUUUUGCUCGACGGGCGGGGAAUCCCCUCCUCGGCUGGCGAAUCCAGCCCGGGCACCAGAGGCGUAUCUCUUGUUGGCUCCAACAUCUUCUCCCAGACGACUGUGGCUGCGGAAGUGGUAACACCGUCGUCAAUCGACCCGAAUACAAUCGACCCGAAUACCACUCUCUUCGAGCUUCUACAUACACUGCCCGCUCCAGCUCCAGACCCCACGCCCUUUGCGCAAUCCCUCGAUGACAACACGGCGUUCGGCAUCGUCCCAGGCACUUUCAUGGAUCUCCCCGACUCUGCUUCGAAACUACCUCCUUCGGCCCCAGAGGACUUGUCGCAGCCGUCGACUGAAUUCAGCUCAGUCGCAGCAACCCCAGCGUCAUCGGUGGACACUAUAUCGGCCAUCGAUCAAGCUCUGCUCAUGCAGCACCUCCCGACCCUCCUGAACCACUUCGUCAACACAUACUCGCAGGUUGUCUCUGUUCUCGGGUCCGGCGAGAACUCGUUUACCAGUUAUCUCAUGCCCCUGGCAUCGCGAUCACAGCUCGUCCUCUGGGCAUUGGUUGGUUGGGCAGCCUCGCACUUGUCGUUCACCGGCGAGCCAUAUGCGUCCUUGGCGAACACGGCUGUCAAGAUGGUGGAGCAAGAAGUGCGUGGCCUCGAGGCGGUGGAGGACAUGGGAGAGGAACAGCAAGAGGAGAGCAUGCUGGCGCUCCUCAUCUUGGGCGGCAUCUACGUCUACCGCGGGGACGUUACCGACUGGGUAAAGCGGCUACCGCAGACACGCCGGAUCUUGCGCACAAUCAACGCCACGAGCAAUGUCGAGACGAGCGAGACGUGGCGAUCCAUCGCCUUGAACCUCGUCUAUCACGACACCAUGUCGUCGCUGGCGACGUGCCAACUCGUGUCCCUCCCUUUCGACUUUUACCAGCAGAUCCUGCUCAAGUGCAACUCUUCGCCUGACAUCUGGAUGGGCGCGACCAUGCAAGUCUUCGGUCUCCUCGGGGAAACGGCUGUCCUCGCCAGCGAGAUUUCUUUGAUUGCAAAGCUGCCGCCAACGCGCGAGAAUGACUGGCAGCUCGACAACCUCCUGUGCAAGCAGUUCUCGCUCGUCUCGCGCCUCCGCCGCCUCGAGCUGCCCCUCGCGUCCCUCUCCGCGGACCAGUUACACCUUUUGGCUGGGUUCGAGAUCUGGAAGCUGGCUACCGAGCUGUAUCUACGCCACGCCAUAAAUCAUUAUGGGUCAUCCGAUCUAUGUUCGCGCGGCUUGGCGAGGCGCAUCCUCAACAAUCUUCGCAAUGUUCUCGGCACACCAUCCGAGACUCACAUGCUCUUUCCUCUGUUCAUUGCCGGGGUGAGCACGGUCGAUGCGGCCGAACGCGAGAACGUGGCAGACAUGUUCUCUCAUUUCAAGGAGCGCGCCAGGACUGGUAACAUUCAGACUGUGUACAGUCUGCUGCUGGAGGUAUGGAAGCGAGACAAGGAUGGAGACCGCUUCGUGGACUGGAGAGCAAUCGCCGACGAGUCGGACACGAUGAUCUCAUUCGCCUGA